Cercospora beticola is the source of this 966-nucleotide messenger RNA. Its product is annotated as RNA-binding protein. The record is from RefSeq and is a predicted model, not a curated record. NCBI's taxonomy places the organism in Eukaryota, Fungi, Ascomycota, Dothideomycetes, Mycosphaerellales, Mycosphaerellaceae. Gene Ontology annotation, molecular function: mRNA binding. Gene Ontology annotation, cellular component: cytoplasm; nucleus.
GAAAGACAAAGAGCUCCAUUCGAGCGCUGCUGCCAUCUUGUGGGCAGUGAGUUUGCUAUAACAUUGACACUACGACCACAGUGGCGUCCGAAUUGACGAGUUGGCACAGAGGAACACAGCAUGGAAGAAACACCCAGGCUGUACGUAGGCAAUUUGCCCUACGUUGCUCAAAAAAAGGACAUCGAAACACUGUUCCAGCAGCAUAAUAUUACAGUCAAAAACAUCGACAUCUCAGUCGAUCCCUUCACCGGACGAAAUCCAAGUUACUGCUUCGUAGACUUCUACGAUCGAGAAACAGCUCAGCAUGUGCUAGAUACACUCCAAGGCGAGAAUGUACGAGGAAGACCAAUCAAAAUCAAUCUCAACACCAAACGAAGGACAGCCUCGCCACAAAACAACAACCUCUCUUCCAGUGACAGAAAAGAUAACCAAAACUGGAGAUCUCAAAACAACUGGAGAACCCAACCCAACCCAUCCCCAACACCAAAUCAAGCCGAACAACCUCCCUACGUCUUCGACCGCUGGCACCGCGACGACGCUCACACCCACUGGACCACCCCCGCCGAAGAAGGCCGCAGACUCUUCGUCGGCCGCCUCCCUCGAAUUCCCCAAUACUACACCCUCGAACUCGAAAUGAAAACGCUAUUCAAAGAUUUCAACUUACAAGCCGUCAGCAAACUCAUUUCUCCACCUCCGAAUCGACAAGGACCCGGCUUUCCAACAGGCCAUUAUUGUUUCGUCGAUUUGGCAAAUGCUCGUGAAGCGAAAAAAGCCGCGGCGAUGCUUAAUGGUGCGAAGAAUCCUUAUGGUGAGACGUGUAUUGUACAACUGGCGCGGCAGAAACAGGGGAGUCAUAAGGUUAUAAGAGAACAGUUAUCUGGUAGUUUAUGAUUUGUUUAUCUGGUAUUGAUAUGAGACUUUGCCAUUCGAAAGCUAGAUUUCUGAUUAAUUUAGGGAUCUUUUGGC